GAACUGCUCAAAACGAUGAACUUAAAUCAAAAAGGGGAUUCCCACAAACCGACGCCAAAAAUGCUUGCCAAUGAAUUCGAGAAACAUCGAGCGAAACCAAAACGGCAUAAAGAUGAUGUGGGAAGUCGUGAUAUGGAGGAUAUAGAUUAUAUUUUAAAUCGUAUACCGAUUAAGAAACGAAGGAGACGUCACGGACCGGGAUCAGAUUACGAAAAGAAUCGUUCAUCACGGUCGACUCCGAGCUACGAACACUUCGAAAAUUACCGGCGCCGUGGUAAAGUGGGAAAAAAUAUGAGGAGUGCCAAUCAAAAAGAGCGGCUUAGCAAAGAAAAGAAAUCUGAUAGUAAGCAAACAACUAAACUCGAGCGUAUGACCGAAGAAAAAGCUGUGACAAUCUGCAAUGAAUAUGACGGUCUACCAGUAAUGGGAACUCAAAGCGAUGAAAACUUACAGAGUUUAAGUUUGAAACAAGAAAAUGUGAAGAACAGCCCACACACCGAACUUACUACAAUACAAACCGAGAAUUCAGACUCAUGCGAGCAAGAAACACAAAUGUCAUUAACUGAAAAUAAGGACAAUCGACAGUCGACGCCCACGCAAUAA
Anisakis simplex (herring worm) is the source of this 603-nucleotide messenger RNA. Lineage: Eukaryota; Metazoa; Nematoda; Chromadorea; Rhabditida; Anisakidae. The record is from the annotation of a GenBank genome assembly.